CGUUCAGGCAAGUAAGCUAGACAGACGCGCUGAGAGCAGCGGGGGCCUCGAUCGUGCCACAACAAAGAUGGCCGCUCGGCCGGAAGUGGCUUCAGCCACAACAAAGAUGGCGACGAGGAAGGGCGGAAGUGACGUCACGCCACUCACAAGAUGGCUGCCGAGUCGCGGCUGGCUUUGACCUUCUAAGCAUGGUGGCCGAAAAGGCGGGAAAAUGCAAGGACCCCGGGCGGUGGGUGUCUACUCGACUGCCUGACAAGCACGCCGACGCCUCUCCGGCGCAAUUUUCCGCGGCUUUUCCGGCCGUGCCGACACGGGCUGUACGCUCAGCGGCGCCGGGGCCGGACGCGAGCCAGCCGGGCGCCGACAGGCAGCGGUGAAGACGCCUCUCUCUGACGGGUCCUUGCCGCGGCCGCGUUUUUGGGUUUGGCCCUCGCGGCGACCCGUACCUUCCCGCCGCUCCUCUCGCUCCGUUCUCUCCCCCCGGCCCGGGGAAAUGGAGGAACCCUCCGAUGGCUUCGGCUCCCAACGGUCGCUCCCCGGCGCUGGGUCCAGAGCGGCCCGAGGAGGGGAUGCUCUGUGUGCCGGAACGGUGAGAGCUGCUGACAGCACUGAAAACCUGUGUGCUUCGUGGUGUCCAUCGCCCAGCUGGCAACGAUUCCCUGGUGUUUGGUGCAUUAAGUCACACCCAGCUGUGUGGGAUGGCAGAGUCAGGUGGGCCCUUUAUUGAACAGAUUUAUCUGCUACAAGGCUACGCAGAAGGAUGGAAAGGAGGAACACAGGGGGAAAAAAAAAUAGAUGAAAGGCCAUGCAUUGAUCACCUGAUGUACUCCAGAGACAAACAUGGCUAUUACAGGGGCUGGUUCUGGGGUAACAAGGAAACACAAGGCCUAAACACCUCUGGCUUGUCUGUCCAAGGAUCUGCCUCAAUUGUGGCUCCCAUCCUUCUGAAGAACUCUUCAGCACAAGGCAGGGUUCCUGGACGAGGUGACCCAGGACAGCUUCGUGCUGGGCCCGGGCUACGACCGCCCCUACCAGCUGGAGCCCGCGGUGAGGGAGCCCAAGAGCAUCCAGCUGUACCAGCACCUCAGCCUCAAGAGCUGCAUCUGGACCUUCGAUGCUUAUUACGACAUGACCGAGUUAAUUGAUGUCUGUGGGGGCUCUGUCACCGCUGACUUCCAGGUAAGGGACUCUGCCCAGUCCUUCCUGACAGGCCAUGUCCCUCUCUCCGUGUCCUACAUCUGUGUGACGGCACCGAGGGGCUGGGCUUCCCUGGAGCACCGCACCGAGAUGGAGUUCUCCUUCUUCUACGACACCGUUCUCUGGAGGACAGGGAUCCAGACGGACAGCGUUCUCUCGGCCCGCCUGCAGAUAAUCCCCAUCUACAUCCGCGAGGACGGACGGCUGGUCAGCGAGUUCAAGACGCAGGCCAAGUUCAGAGCGCUGUUUGUCAUGGAGCACCACAGCCUGCCAGAUGUCAGGUCCUCUUUGAGAACUCCAGAGCACCUGGGAGGCAUCGAAUUUGACCUGCAGCUGCUGUGGAGUGCUCAGACUUUUGAUUCUCCCUACCAGCUCUGGAGAGCAACCAGCUCCUACAGCAGGAAGGAUUACUCUGGAGAAUACACCAUGUUCCUGAUCCCCUGCACGGUGCAGCCCACGCAGCCGUGGGCAGAGCCUGGAGCCAAGCCCCUGCCCUGCACGGCUCACGCUCCCGAGCGGUUUUUGAUCCUGAUCACCUUCCAGCAGACAAGCCGCCCAGUUCCAGUUGUUUACUCCCAGAACACAGAGUUUCAGAUCUGUAACGACGAGAAGGUUUUUUUAAUGGACCCCACCAAAUCGGAAAGGUCUCUGGCAGAAAUGGAUUACAAGGGGGCUUUUUCCAAGGGUAGGAUUCACCUCUCCUCUUCUGCCUGGCACGUGCUCUGGCACCCGGAACAAAACCUCAACGCUGCUUACAAGCUGCAGCUGGAGAAGGUCAACCUGUGCACAGGCAGGGAUGGCUACGUGCCCUUCUUCGACCCCACGGGUACCGUCUACAACGAGGGGCCCCGGUACGGCUGCAUCCAGCCCAACAAGUACCUGAAACACCGAUUCCUCCUCCUGGACCAAAACCAGCCAGAAGUGAGGGAUAAGUAUUUCCACGAUGUGCCUUUUGAUGCCCACUUUGCUUCCCAGCUGUCCGAGUUCCACUCGGUGAGCAACAUGCCCGGAGUUGAUGGAUUUACUCUCAAGGUGGAUGCUCCUCUACAAGGUAUGUAGUACCCAGUGCUUUUGGUAGCCCAAAAUGGACUUCUCUGUCCAGGACCUCCCAAACACUUGGUGAAUUGUAGACUCUGGGCCUUCAGAAUUCACCUCUGAUACAAGAAAUGAAGAUUAGGAUGUUAGUCCCGUAAUUUCAUUUUUUUUUUUCCCUGAGGCACUCAUGAGAAAGCUCUUUAAAAACACAUUAUUCGUGUUCCUGAAGGAAUUAAUGCCAUCGCAAAGGCAGGACACCUCACGGGGUGGUCCGUGCUCCCGAGGAGCUCCCCUUGAACACCCGAGGUGGAGCUGCCCCGGGGCGCCCCGAAGGCGGCGGGCGGCCGCUGCUGCACCGUCAGGAACCUUCAUCCACCGAGGGACGCGGCGGCCUCUGCCAGGGCCAGGGCAGGAAAGUGAAGCAGGUGCACAUGGAAGUCAAAGUCCACGGCAAUUUGCACGACGGCACGGAAGUUUCAUGGAGCACACGCAUUGGAAAAAGCUUUUUAUAAACUGUAAAAUAAAGAUAAUCCAAAACUGAAAAGCCACGUGGGUAUUUUUUUAGUCUGGUGAGGAGGGGCAGCUGUCAAUUCCCCCUGCUCCCGUCUUAGCGGCUGCACCGCUGCCCUCCCUCCAUGCUGCUCCAGCUCUCCCGGGCUUAAGUGGGCAGGGUGGGGAAGCCAGCUCCCACCGCUGGCAUGUGGGAGCUCUGAGCCAGCCGAGGAGCAGCCGGGUU
This is a messenger RNA of Poecile atricapillus (Black-capped chickadee), 2968 nucleotides long. Its product is annotated as extracellular matrix organizing protein FRAS1-like. The record is from RefSeq and is a predicted model, not a curated record. The transcript has 12 exons. Lineage: Eukaryota; Metazoa; Chordata; Aves; Passeriformes; Paridae. The coding region runs from base 1129 to 2256 and encodes 375 amino acids.